AUGGCCUUACGAACUUUUGGCGCCGUACCACUCAAGUUAUUGUGUAGGUCAGAUGGGAGUCUUUUUAGAAACUUCGGACGUCAAUCAUCACACCUCUUUGUACACAGAGAAACCCCUGAAAACAAUUCUAAUACAACCUUCGAAUUUUCUGCAGAAAACAAAAAGAGACUGGAUGUGAUAAUAUCAAACUACCCACCUGCUCACAAGGCUGCUGCUAUAAUUCCUGCUUUGGAUUUAGCUCAGCGACAACACGGAUGGCUGCCAAUAUCCGCUAUGAACAAAGUGGCAGAGAUUCUUAAUGUCCCCCAAAUGAGGGUUUAUGAAGUUGCCACAUUCUAUACCAUGUUUAACAGGGAACCAGUCGGAAAGUAUCACAUUCAAAUAUGUACCACAACCCCUUGUAUGCUAGGAGGUGUGGGGUCAGAAGUUAUUUUAAACGCACUCAAGAAAAAACUUGGUAUUGAACCGGGUCAGACCACACCUGAUAAAAUGUUUACACUGACAGAAGUGGAAUGCCUUGGAGCUUGUGUAAAUGCGCCCAUGAUGCAAAUUAAUGAUGAUUAUUAUGAGGAUUUAACAGCAGAGGAUACAAUUCGUAUCCUUGAGGAAAUAAAAGCUGGGAAAAAGCCAAAACCUGGUCCGCAAAGCGGACAAGGUGGACGUUUUGCAUCCGAACCGAAAGGUGGUUUGACAUCACUGAAUACAGAACCUAAAGGUCCUGGAUUUAAAGUUCGUUCGGACCUAUGA
Schistosoma spindalis is the source of this 747-nucleotide messenger RNA. Lineage: Eukaryota; Metazoa; Platyhelminthes; Trematoda; Strigeidida; Schistosomatidae. The record is from the annotation of a GenBank genome assembly.